This is a messenger RNA of Eptesicus fuscus (big brown bat), 1876 nucleotides long. It is a transcript of the gene MBOAT1, whose product is annotated as membrane bound O-acyltransferase domain containing 1. Gene Ontology annotation, biological process: lipid modification. Gene Ontology annotation, molecular function: acyltransferase activity. The transcript is spliced from 13 exons. Lineage: Eukaryota; Metazoa; Chordata; Mammalia; Chiroptera; Vespertilionidae. The record is from RefSeq and is a predicted model, not a curated record. Gene Ontology annotation, cellular component: membrane. Bases 247 to 1725 code for a protein of 492 amino acids.
AAUGGGCGCCGAGAGGAGGGAGCGGGAAGCGGCGCGCUCGGCACGGCCCUCCCACGGCGCCCCGGCCGCAGCGCCCACACUAAGUUUGCGCCCCAGGAGUGGGAGUCCCUCGGCCUCGCCGCUGGGUCCCUGGGAGGGAGUCGGUCGCUAGCCCCUCGGAACCGCCACCGACGGGCGCACGGACGGGAGGACGCGGAGUAGCGGGUAGCGUGCGGGGUCGGGGCAGCCGCCUCCCGAAGAUGCGGGAUGGCAGCCGAGCCGCCGUCCAGCCUCUCCUACCGCACCACGGGCUCCACCUGCCUGCACCCGCUCAGCCAGCUCCUGGGCAUUCCGCUGGACCAGGUGAAUUUUGUGGCGUGCCAGCUUGUUGCUUUGUUUGCUGCUUUCUGGUUUCGCAUCUACUUAAGUCCCAGUAAAACCAGUCCCUUGGCCCGGCACACAUUUGCCACCAUUUUUGGCAUCUACUUUGUCAUCUUUUGUUUUGGCUGGUACUCUGCACAUCUGUUUGUGCUGGUGUUAAUGUGCUAUGGAAUCUUGGUCACUGCAAGUGUAUCCAAUAUUCACAGAUACUCCUUUUUUGUAGCGAUGGGAUACCUGACAAUAUGCCACAUCAGCAGAAUAUACAUCUUCCACUAUGGAAUCCUCACUACAGAUUUUUCUGGGCCUCUGAUGAUUGUCACUCAGAAGAUCACAACCUUGGCAUUCCAAGUUCAUGAUGGACUAGGUCGAAGAGCUGAAGACCUGUCUGCUGAGCAACACCGACUUGCUGUAAAAGUAAAACCCUCUUUUUUGGAAUACUUAAGCUACCUUCUCAACUUCAUGAGUGUCAUAGCUGGACCGUGUAACAACUUCAAGGACUAUAUAGCCUUCAUCGAGGGGAGACAUAUACCCAUGAAGCUGCUGGAAGUGAACUGGAAGGAAAAAGGUUUCCACAGCCUGCCAGAACCUUCUCCCACUGGAGCGGUGAUCCACAAGCUGUGCGUGACCGGGGUGUCUCUCCUGUUGUUUUUGACGCUCACGAAGACCUUCCCGGUCACCUGCCUGGCCGAUGACUGGUUUGUCCAUAAGGCAAACUUUCUGACUCGGCUGGGCUACUUGUAUGUUGUCAUGCAAGCCUCAAAGCCCAAGUACUACUUGGCCUGGACGUUAGCUGAUGCCGUGAAUAACGCAGCUGGCUUUGGGUUCAGCGGAGUGGAUCAGAAUGGAAAUUUCUGUUGGGAUCUGCUUUCUAACCUAAACAUCUGGAAAAUCGAGACUGCUACAAGUUUCAAAAUGUACCUAGGAAACUGGAAUAUUCAGACAGCUACUUGGCUAAAGCGGGUGUGCUACGAGCGUGUCCCCUGGUACCCCACAGUGUUCACCUUCAUCCUGUCUGCCCUGUGGCAUGGUGUCUACCCUGGGUACUAUUUCACCUUCUUAACUGGAAUCCUCGUCACCGUAGCAGCCAGGACGGUGAGGAACAACUGUAGACAUUACUUCCUUUCUUCAAAAGCCCUCAAGGUUGCUUAUGACGUGGCCACCUGGGCUGCCACUCAGCUGGCCGUCUCCUACACAGUGGCGCCCUUUGUCAUGUUGGCAGUUGAACCCACCAUCAGUUUAUACAGGUCCAUGUACUUCUAUUUACACAUCGUAAGUCUCCUGAUAAUACUGUUCCUGCCAAUCAGACCACAAGCUCAUAUUCAAAGGCAGCCUCAGAACUCAGUUAACAGGAAAAAAACAGACUGAUAUCUCCAAGGAAAGCUGGACACAGAAAACAUUGCAAAACAUUGGAAAAUGAGAUGACAAGGUUCCAGGGUUCUUCGGUGACUUGGAGGCAAUGUUUACAUGCAUCUUUUUUUUUUUUUUUAAAUAAAAGUUCAGGGAGUAUUUUUAUAAA